Molecule: messenger RNA, 1431 nt
Organism: Erpetoichthys calabaricus (reedfish)
Lineage: Eukaryota; Metazoa; Chordata; Cladistia; Polypteriformes; Polypteridae
Product: piggyBac transposable element-derived protein 4-like
Exons: 4
Coding region: 1-1431 (476 amino acids)
Source: RefSeq, a predicted model, not a curated record
AUGGGGCAUGAGAUGAAGCUGGUAGAGGACCGGACAGAACAUGCAGUGGAGAGCCACUUGCCUAAUGGCUCCCAGUUGGUGUGCGGGAAAAUUCAGAACCCGAGCAUACUGCUGAUUGAAACUGUUAACGGUGUGGGCGUAUGGGAGCUGGGGAGAGUGCUCCACCCUAUGAAUUCUUUGUUGCAGGUCCUGAUGCAGCGAUACAGGGCAGCUGCUGCAAAUGUCAUCAAAAUGACCCCUGGAAUCACAAGGUUUGCUCUGACCAGAGUCAGUGACAUCAAAACAUGUUUUGAGCUAUUUAUGCUAUUGUCACUAAAAAGAAUCAUCAUUCCUAUGACGAACCUUGAAGGAAAAAAAGUCCAUGGCGACAUGUGGAAAGACAUUGAUGAGGAAUACCUGGAUGCUUUCAUUGGUGUUCUUCUUCUUGCUGGAGUGUACAAAUCCUGCAAUGAGGCCACUGAUAGUCUAUGGGACGCAUCAACAGGCAGAAAUAUUUUCCGGGCAACAAUGUCACUUCAGACAUUUCAAACGAUAUCAAGAGUCCUCAGAUUUGACAACAGAGAGACCAGAGUGAGAUCUGACAAGCUUGGUCCCAUCAGGGAUGUCUGGGAGAGAUGGGUGCAGCUCCUUCCGCUGAUGUUCAACCCAGGGCCAGAGGUGACAGUGGAUGAACAUCUUGUCCCUUUUCGAGGAAAAUGCCCCUUCCAGCAAUACAUACCCAGUAAACCAGGGAAAUACGGCAUAAAAAUCCGGGCAGCCUGUGACGCAAGAACCAGCUAUGCCUGGAAUCUACAGAUUUACACAGGCAAAGCUGCGAGUGGCAUCCCUGAGAAAAAUCAAGGAAAACGUGUGGUCCUUGAUAUGACCACUGGACUGCAGGGUCACAAUAUCACUUGUGACAAUUUUUUUACCAGCUAUGACCUCGGACAAGAAAUUCUCAAGAGGAAACUUACCAUGGUGGGAACAGUGAAGAAAAAUAAACCUGAGUUGCCUGCUGAAAUCUUGCAGGUGAAGGGCAGGGCUCCACUUUCCUCAAAGUUUGCUUUUACAGACACCAGCACUGUUGUCUCAUAUUGUCCAAAAAGAAACCGGAAUGUGAUACUCAUGUCUACUCUUCACAAAGACGCAGCUGUAUCAUCAGGAAGUGACAAAAAGCCGACAAUUAUCCACGACUAUAACAAAAACAAAGGAGGAGUGGACAAUCUGGACAAGCUGACAGCCACAUACACAUGCCAGCGAAUGACCAGAAGAUGGCCAAUGGUUGUGUUUUACAACAUCCUUGAUGUGUCUGCAUAUAAUGCAUUUGUGUUGUGGAGCCACAUCCACCAAGGGUGGAACUCAACCAAAAAAAAUAAGCGGAGACUGUUUCUUGAGGAGUUGGGAAAUUUCCUUGUCAAGCCACACAUUAGGCGAAGGGAACGGGUGCCCUGA